AUGAGUUGGAGAACUUUACUUUCUCUUCAUUCUUCAAGAAACGCAAUCAUCAAACGUAAAUCAAUCUCAAAUUCUCCAUUUCCCACAAUCAUCUUCAAACGACUACCAGUUUCAUCAAUCACUGGUCACCGUAACCUUCAUUCUCCUUCCCCCGAACUCGGUAACUCGUUAAUCGAUCCAUCACUCCGAACUCACGUAAACAGCAACGCCGUUCAACAGAACAACGAUGACGACGAAACCACCAACGAGUUUCUCUCACGAUUCGCUUGGAUAACGCGUAAGAAAGUUAAGGAAUCUUUUCCUGAGAGCGACAAAAACACAGUUGAUGCUAUGCUACUUGUGAUUGUCGAAAGAGUUGCUUCGGAAAUGGAGAAGGAUGCUGGUGCAACGGCGUCGUUUUCGCCUUUUGAUUCGGUGGAUUUCAGUGAGGAUCUUUGGAGGACUGUGUGGGAGGUUAGUAAUAAAGUGUUGGUUGAUAUGAAUAAAGAGAGGAUGAAGGAUGGAAAACGAGAGAGAUGGAAGCUGUGA
Messenger RNA from Lathyrus sativus (Indian pea), 528 nucleotides. Lineage: Eukaryota; Viridiplantae; Streptophyta; Magnoliopsida; Fabales; Fabaceae. The record is from the annotation of a GenBank genome assembly.